CGCAUCGAUGCCGCAAAAGCCCUAAACCUCCUCUUAGGAGAGAAACUGUCGGAGCAGGCAUUGUCGUCAUUUGCAGGCAGCUCGAGGGAGAGCGAGGGUUAUCGCAAUGGCAAUGGCAAGAAUAACCAAGUGAGGUGCGGGAAAUGAGAGCGUGAGAGAGAGCGAGAGAGAGAGAGUGUGAGAGGAGGUCCUGUGCAGGACUUAGGGGAGGGGGGCCGUGGCGUGGAAUUGCGAGGAUUGCAAUCUGCUGGAGAAAGGGGGUUAGAGAUGGUGGCUGUGGAGCUCUAUCCGUCGCAGGAGGAUCUGUUUUAUGAGGAGGAGAUACUACGGAACCCUUACUCGCUGAAGCUAUGGUGGCGCUAUGUGAAGGCGCGGAGUGAUGCGCCCGCAAAGAAGCGGCAUGUGUUGUAUGAGAGGGCGGUGCGGGCGCUGCCGGGGAGUUACAAGUUAUGGCAUGCGUAUUUGAAGGAGAAGGUGGAUGGGGUGAGGGGAUUGUCGCUCUUGCAUCCUCGAUAUGAAGACUUGAAUAAUACGUUUGAGAGGGCUUUGGUGACCAUGCAUAAGAUGCCGAGGUUGUGGAUUAUGUAUUUGCAAACCCUAACGGAGCAGAAGCUGUUGACGCGCACGCGGAGGACAUUUGAUCGGGCGUUGUGCGCGCUGGCUGUCACGCAGCACGACCGGAUUUGGGAGAUUUAUUUGAAUUUCGUGUCGCAGCAGGGAGUGCCGGUGGAGACCUCGUUGAGAGUGUAUAGACGGUUUUUGAAGUAUGACCCGACGCAUGUCGAAGAUUUCAUUGAGUUUUUGCAGAUGUCGGAGCUGUGGCAGGAGGCCGCUGAGAGGUUAGCUCAGGUGCUCAAUGACGAAACUUUUUACUCUCGUCAAGGGAAAACAAGGCAUCAGCUCUGGUUGAGUCUUUGCAAGCUGCUUACCACGCACACGAAGGAUGUUUCUGGUCUACAAGCCGAUGCUAUUAUUCGUGGUGGAAUUCGUCGAUUCACAAACGAGGUUGGUCGCUUGUGGACGUCACUUGCAGACUAUUACAUUAGGUGUGGAUUGUUCGAGAAAGCCAGGGACGUAUUUGAAGAAGGAGUGAUGAGUGUGGUGACUGUGAGGGACUUCAGCAUUGUUUUUGAUGCCUACUCGCAAUUUGAAGAGAGUAUUUUAGCCGCCAAAAUGGAGCAAUCGACUUUGGAUACUGAUGAUAGACAGGAAGAAGAGGGAGACGAGUCUACACAAGAUCCUCACCGAUUAGUGUCGUUUGAGAAAUGGAUAGAGAAGUCGUUCUGGCUCAAUGAAGAAAACGACGUCGACUUGCGCCUUGCUCGGUUAGAGAACCUAAUGGAGAGGCGACCCGAGCUGGUGAGCAGCGUGCUUUUGCGACAAAAUCCGCACAAUGUACAUGAGUGGCAUAAGCGAGUAAAGCUAUUUGCUAAUAAUCCAUCCAAGCAAGUAUUAACUUUUACGGAGGCUGUUAGGACAGUGGAUGCUAUGAAAGCAGUCGGAAGGCCUCACACACUAUGGGUGGCAUUUGCUAAGCUGUAUGAGUCUCAUGCGGAUGUCGUGAAUGCUAGAGUCAUUUUCGAGAAGGCAGUAAUGGUUAAUUACAAGGCAGUGGACGACCUAGCCAUCGUAUGGUGUGAAUGGGCUGAGAUGGAGCUUCGGCACAAAAAUCUUAAGGGUGCACUGGAUUUGAUGCAGCGCUCUACAGCUGAGCCAUCUGUUGCUAUCAAACGUAAAGUGGCUGAGCUGGGGGAAGAGCCGGUACAGCUGAAAUUGCACAAGUCUCUAAGGUUGUGGGAAUUCUAUGUCGACUUGGAGGAGGGCUUGGGUACUUUGGAUAGUACCCGCAAGAUUUACGAGAGGAUUUUUGACCUCAGAAUCAUUACUCCAAAAAUUGUCCUGAAUUAUGCUGCCCUACUAGAGGACAACAAGUUCUUCGAAGAUGCUUUUAAAGUUUACGAGAGAGGAGUACAAGUAUUCAAAUAUCCCCAUGUUCGCCCUAUCUGGUCCAUGUAUCUAAAUAAAUUUGUAAGCCGCUAUGGAGGGAAAAAAUUGGAACGUGCACGAGAUUUGUUUGAGCAGGCUUUGAAAGAGGUGCCCGAGGCAGAUGCUAAACCUCUGUAUCUACAAUAUGCAAAAUUGGAAGAGGAUCAUGGGCUUGCUAGACAUGCACUAGCUGUGUAUGAGCGUGCUACAAAAGCUGUUGAAGAACACGAGAAAUUAAGUAUCUAUGAUAUUUAUAUUGCACGAGCGGCAGAAUUUUUUGGGUUACCCAGGACUCGUGAAAUCUACGAGCAUGCAAUUGAGUCUGGUCUACCCGACAAGGAUGUUAAAACCAUGUGCAUUAAGUAUGCUGAGCUUGAGCGGAAUUUAGGAGAAAUAGAUCGGGCUCGAGCGAUUUAUGUGCAUGCAUCGCAAUCGGCAGACCCACGUUCAGACACAGAGUUCUGGAGUAAGUGGAAUGACUUUGAAGUUCAACAUGGUAAUGAGGACACUUUCCGAGAGAUGUUACGCAUCAAGAGAAGUGUGACUGCUAGUUACAGCCAGAUGCACUUUAUUCUUCCCGAGUAUCUCAUGCAGAGGGAAACUGGGAAGGUUUCAAUGGAGGAAGCUGUAGAUGCUCUAGCAGGAGCAGGCAUUUCCCGUGAUGAUGGAAUGGCUGCGCUGGAGAAAGAAAUGGCUUCUUCUGCUGGAAAAGAUGGCAUGAAGGCUUUGGGUUUUGUCAGUGCUGGAGUGCAGUCACAGACUGAUGGUGGGGCAGGUCUUGAGAGGGACAGGAAGGAUGCAAACGAUGAAGAGAUUGGGCUAGAGGAUGAAGAGGAAGAAGAGGAUGCAGGCGUAGAUGUGGCUGAAAAAUCUGUUCCUGAUAGUGUGUUUGGAAACCUGGCACAGGUAAAGCAUGCAGGCGAGAGUAACGAGAAAGGGGAGAAGAGAGAAUUUGCAGAUGCUGAGCCAUUGGGUGCAAAAGAAAGGUUCAAAAGACAAAAGAAAACAGUAGAUUAGACUUAGUGCUAUCGACUGUUUCAUCUUUUUUUUAUAUGGCUGUUAGGUAGCACAUGACACCACUGUGUCCAAAUGUAAUUUUGGCUUUGUAGUGAUGCAUUCUGAAUACGCUAUCGAGUGGACUCUUUCUUCGGCCAUAUUUUCUGGCAAGCUUUUUAUAUAAGAAGAAACCUCUCAUUCCAGACCUGGAUGCAUUUUUGACUGCGAGCUCCAACCAUUAUGGCACACUCAUAUGGACGAGAAAUUCGAAACAACUCAUCAAUCAGGAAUUUGUCUAUCUGUGCGAGGGUGACCUGACUUGGGCUAAUGUAACACAAGCACGUGUGUCAAGAUUUACUGAGUAUUUUUCCAACAGUGUUUCUGGAGUUUGGGUUGCGCGGGGUGUCAAAUGCAAGAGUAUAUUGUCCUUAAUCGUGGUAAAGAUUGAAUGACGAUCAUUCUGAUCACCACGGAUGAUAAGAUUGAUUUUCGUUUAUCUUUGGAGCAAAGGUUUUCAUUUUCAGUUUAAGAGUUGUCUCUGGAAGUCUUAGCAUGCUGCGGUAGUAGAUGGAGGAGAAAUAGUUUUCUCCGUUUCUAGAAUAUCAAUACGAGAUUACGGGAAGAAAUGAAUGCAAAGUGUAUGACCCCUCUUUGCGUCUUGUGGUCAUACGAAGUGGUAGUGUGGGUUAUUAGGUUUUCUUGUGCCUCUCGCUUUUGUUAACUUCAGAAAUAUUGUGGUUGGGAGGAUCGUACAGUUGCAUCCUUUUGCUGCCGAACGUCUAUAAACUUAGCGAAAUUGGUUUAUUUAGAAA
Messenger RNA from Physcomitrium patens, 3794 nucleotides. RefSeq lists its product as uncharacterized. Gene Ontology annotation, molecular function: protein binding. Gene Ontology annotation, biological process: mRNA splicing, via spliceosome; generation of catalytic spliceosome for first transesterification step. Gene Ontology annotation, cellular component: post-mRNA release spliceosomal complex; U2-type catalytic step 2 spliceosome; Prp19 complex. The record is from RefSeq and is a predicted model, not a curated record. NCBI's taxonomy places the organism in Eukaryota, Viridiplantae, Streptophyta, Bryopsida, Funariales, Funariaceae.